Messenger RNA from Monoraphidium neglectum, 417 nucleotides. RefSeq lists its product as hypothetical. The transcript has a single exon. Lineage: Eukaryota; Viridiplantae; Chlorophyta; Chlorophyceae; Sphaeropleales; Selenastraceae. The record is from RefSeq and is a predicted model, not a curated record. Bases 1 to 417 code for a protein of 138 amino acids.
AUGGAGGGGGUGGAGGUUGACCUGUUUGACCCGCAGCUGGCGCUGCAGGGGAUCUGGGUCUUCAGGAGCGCGCUGGACGUCGAGCGCCCGCUUUUCCUGGAGCAGCAGCGCCGCGCGCAGGAGGCCGUGCAGGCGAGUGCCGCGGCAGCCGAAGAGGCGCUGCGCGCGGAGCGGCGCGCGCAGCGGGAGCAGCAGCUGCAGGAGCUGCUGGCGUGGGCGCAGGCGGGGCAGCAGCACUUUGAGUCGUACAUCAGUCACGUGAAGCGCCAGAUAGAGCGGCAGAGGGAGCUGCUCGGGCGGCGCGGCGGGGACGGCGACGGCAACGGCGGCGGCGACGGCCGCGGCGGUGUGGACGGGGGCGGGGCGGAUGGCGGCGGGGGCAGGGCACGAGGCAGCGGGGCGGAGGGCGAAAGGUAG